Messenger RNA from Acomys russatus (golden spiny mouse), 688 nucleotides. Its product is annotated as mitochondrial pyruvate carrier 1-like. Gene Ontology annotation, biological process: pyruvate import into mitochondria. The transcript has a single exon. Bases 2 to 331 code for a protein of 109 amino acids. The record is from RefSeq and is a predicted model, not a curated record. Lineage: Eukaryota; Metazoa; Chordata; Mammalia; Rodentia; Muridae. Gene Ontology annotation, cellular component: mitochondrial inner membrane.
CAUGGCUGGAGCGCUGGUGCACAAAGCGGUGGACUAUGUCCAGAGCAAGGACUUUCAGGACUAUCUCAUGAGUACGCACUUCUGGGGCCCGGUUGCCAACUGGUGUCUCCCCAUUGCUGCCAUCAAUGACAUGAAGAAAUCUCCAGAGAUCAUCAGUGGGCGGAUCACUUUCGCCCUUUGUUGCUACUCUUUGACAUUCAUGAGAUUUGUCUACAAGGUGCAGCCUCGAAACUGGCUUCUGUUUGCAUGCCACGUAACAAACGAAGUAGCACAGCUCAUUCAGGGAGGCCGGCUUAUCAACUAUGAGAUGAGUAAGCGGGCAACUGCAUAGCCUCCAAGGACCAGCUCUUGAAAGGGCCAGUGUCCCAGCCACUAUUGCCGAGCCACAGAUCACAUCAGCAUGAACAGUCUUGCUGAGGGGAAAACACAGAUGCUAUGUCUAAUAACCAUGCCAACAUUAUAGAAUAGCGGGGGUCCCUAACCCAACUCUCGGCUGCCUUAUUAAUGCUAAAACUUAUUUGUCUUCAUCGAGAGUAGUUCAAAGUAUGUACCUAAUGUAAUAAUUCUGAGUGACGAUUCUCUCUAUAGCCAUCUACGGCAAUAUGUAUAUUAUCUAUUGGAAUUGUGUAUAAAUCUAAGGGAACAAAAUUUUAUAACUAUAAGCACUUAAGUACUCAAAACUCUUGAC